AUGCUCUUCUCACACUCCUUUGCAACCAUCGUUCUUUGUGCCCUCACCCUCCCUGUCUCCAACGCACUCCCUGUCCCUUCCACCUCGGACUACACCACCCACGUCUCUUCUUCCGACAGCUCUCCCAUCGGCGCUGACGCUUACAUCCCCAACGCGUCCUCCAAUGCGAACAACUCUGGCACCCCGGCCGACCACACGUCAUACGACUGCCCUUCCUCCUCUGUGCCACCGGAUUCGCACACGCCCUCUAACACUGCCUCGGACAACUCAGCCACUGUGGAAAAUUUGACCGCCGGCACGUCUUUCCCCUGCUCACCCGCCAGCAGGAAGCCCGCCACAGUCGUCCUGGAUGGACAGAAGUUGAUGAAUAUUAAGUGCAGGGUGAAGAGUGGGGAGCUCGGCUUGCAGUCCGAGCUGAAUGGACUGCUGUCUCAGGCCGAUUCGUGGAUGACUCAAGGCCCAUGGAGUGUUGUCAACAACCUCAAGAGCGUGCCCAACGGCAACUCACACGACUACGCCUCCCAGGCUCCUUACUGGUGGCCCAACAACUGGGAGGACCCCGAUUCGGGUGAUGUAUGCCCCUAUGUCCAGCGCGAUGGUGUAUUCAACCCCGAGACCGAGCAAUACACCUCAAAGGCCGACAGACUCUCCAUGUUUGAAGCUUCCUACACUCUUUCCCUUGCCUGGUACCACUCCGACAACUCUUCUUACCGAGUCCAUGCCGCCGAUAUUCUUAAGACUUGGUUCAUCAACGAGGCUACGGCCAUGAACCCGAAUUUGGCCCAUUCGCAGCUCAUUCCGUGUGCCAAUGACGGACGAUCCAUCGGUAUCAUCGACUUUUCCCAAAUGUAUACCGAUGUCCUCGACGCGGUUUCAAUCCUCAGCCUGGACUAUGACGACUCUUGGAGUCAGAACGACGAGGCCGUCUUUCGGCAAUGGAACAGCGACUAUCUCACGUGGCUCACUCAGAGUGACUUUGGCAAGGCCGAGCUCUCAGCUCAAAACAAUCACGCCACUUUUGCUCUCCUCCAGGUGGCCGGUAUCGCUUCUUAUGUGGGUCAAACCGAUUUGGCUCGAACGACGGUCGAAUCCACCAAGAGUCUGAUCGACAGCUAUAUCUCCCAAGACGGCACUCAGCCGUUGGAGCUUGAACGCACCAGAUCUUGGCACUACUCUAUUUUCAAUCUGGUGGCAUACACCAGGUUGGCAGACAUCGGAGCCCUUCUUAAUGUUGACUUGUGGGACUACUACGGUCCCGACGGACAGUCCAUCAAGGGGGCCAUCGACUUUUUGAUCCCCUAUGCUACCGGAAGUCAGGUGUGGCCGUACGAAGAGCUCAACUUCCUUCAGUAUGCCGCCAGCGACGUGAUCAAUGCCGCUGCAGACCACAACGAUCACUAUGCCCAGUCUGCAUUGCCCGACAUCGCGUACUCUCCUAUCGGCAACCAGUGGUCGUUGAGGCCGUCAGCGGAACAGCUAGACAACAUCGUCACGACAUAG
Molecule: messenger RNA, 1500 nt
Organism: Cryptococcus wingfieldii CBS 7118
Lineage: Eukaryota; Fungi; Basidiomycota; Tremellomycetes; Tremellales; Cryptococcaceae
Exons: 6
Coding region: 1-1500 (499 amino acids)
Cellular component (GO): periplasmic space
Molecular function (GO): lyase activity
Source: RefSeq, a predicted model, not a curated record